This is a messenger RNA of Dicentrarchus labrax (European seabass), 5042 nucleotides long. RefSeq names its product protein phosphatase 1 regulatory subunit 3E. The coding region runs from base 411 to 1334 and encodes 307 amino acids. Gene Ontology annotation, biological process: regulation of glycogen biosynthetic process. Gene Ontology annotation, cellular component: protein phosphatase type 1 complex. The record is from RefSeq and is a predicted model, not a curated record. The transcript has a single exon. Lineage: Eukaryota; Metazoa; Chordata; Actinopteri; Moronidae. Gene Ontology annotation, molecular function: protein phosphatase 1 binding; glycogen binding.
GUUCUGCACGUACACGUCAAACACUGCGCUCCACGCAGGUUCAUAAAUCAGCUGUGACAGGACGCUGCAUGUUUCACCACAUGAAAAAUGGACACGAGCGAUGGUCGCUGCGCAGAGGAAGGUGCUCUCUUUUUUAUUCUUUUUGCGAUGAGCAGACUGUGGGGUAGGCCUAUAUUCUCCACGCACCCACAUUCAAAGUGACCAAUCUGCAGGACCAAACUCGCACUUUGCUGGCGCACGUCCACCGCUUGGUUUAUUGGUUCAGAGCUGCAAGAGUGUCGGCUUCUGACGCAGCCGGAGCACCUAUCCGCGAGGAGGGACACUGACACCUGACGGCUCCAUCACCCGACACGCCGGUCUUUGCCAUCACGACCACUUUCGGCUCUGCAGUGCGGGGUCUGUUGCGUUUUAUGGAAGCGGAGUCUUCGCAUCCUGUCGUGGUCAUGCUGCCCCCAAAGAACUGCCUGCCAAGGAACUACAGCUGCAUAGCUGGGCUGUUCGGAAGCCUGGCAGCGGCGAACCCGCGGCUUGAAGAUGGGGAAGAUUUUGACAGAAUGAACGGCACUUGUGAGCCCAUCGAAAGCCCCGUGGUGGACGAGAGACCGCGGGGCAGAGAGAUCUUCCUGAAGCCUCCACAGAGUCCAAAUCUGCGUCGGAGGUGCAAGUCGCUGCCCACACCCACAGAGAGAGCAAAGUUAGAAAUCUCCCGCAGCAGAAGUCCAACCAGUCAGAAAAAGGUCCGGUUCGCCGACUCACUGGGCCUGGAGCUCAUUUCAGUGAAGCACUUCGAUGACACUGAUGAGCCAGAGGUGCCGGAGCGCAUACUGGCAAAACUGCACAAAGGACCCCUCCACCAUAAUCAUUUAGAAACCAAAUUCCCCCGGGCUCCUACACAGUCUGUGUUCAUGGAAUUGCAGUUCACCAACCCAGGCACACUACCCGGCUUUGAACAGAAAGUGCGGGAGGUGAAAGUCAUGUUGGAGAGCGUCGAGGCGGACGAAUUCAGCCUCUCCGGGUUUGUGCGCGUUUUGAAUCUGGCUUUCGAAAAGAGCGUCUCUUUGCGGUAUUCUCUAAACAACUGGAUAACAUUUAUGGACAGUUUGGCGUCCUACGUUCCCAGCUCAAGCGACGGCGUCACUGAUCAGUUCCGCUUCAAGAUCGUCAUGCCCACCUACCUCGACAACGGAGGAACAUUUCAGUUUGCAAUUAAAUACUGUGUCGGCGGGCACGAGUUCUGGGACAAUAAUAAUGGGAACAACUACAAAGUGCGGCGUCACCGGUUCAAGAUGUCCCCGCCGCGGGAAUGGGAGAAUGGAUGGAUUCACUUUAUCUGAGCUUUGUCGUCUGCAGAGGCACACUGCGUGCGUAAUUUGCGCGUAACCGAUCCCCGGGUACCUUAAUUAUGACUGUAGCCUGUUAAUGAUGUUUUUUUUCUGCCAUUGUCAGCUACACACGUGCUCUGACACUGAAACAAUUCCUCACAAUAAUUCAAAUAUUUGGUAACAGACGGAGUGUUGGAGACUGCUGUAUGAGCAUUUGAUAGGUGCCCGAUGUGGGAUGCUGUUAGAUAAAUAGCCUUGAUGUCAGGGCUCUGUACAGCUUGGUACCCUUUGGGAGGGCAUGAUCACGUUAUGUAAUGUAGAAACACGUGCCACGGAAAACGUGCCGGGCAAUGCCGACUUCAGGCAUCACUGUUCCCUUCAGGAGAUGCUGAUAUUUGAUUGCAUGAAUAAUCCUCAGUUUGUGCAAAAACGCUGGCUUAAUAGGAAGCAGAAAGCAUCACAUUUUGGCUGGCAUGGAUGCCGAGCGAACCUAUAGGCCUGGUAGCAUACUCCUCUGGUGGUCCCCUUGGGGAAACACAGACACACAUACGUCUUACUGAGACGACAGACAGAAAUGUGGCCAUUUCAUUCAAAAAAUUCAGUGCAUUAUUUCCUACUAAUUUCCUCAUGCCAGUGAAAUUGCCUUAUUUUAAGCCGUGAUGUGGGAAAUUGUGCACUGAAUGUUGUACAGUGGACUAUUUUCAUUAGGCUUUGAUAGACUAAUGCACAUAGUUAUCUUCAUUACACUUGCAUUUUAAAAUAAAGCCUGCAGACACUGAGAAUUAGUGCUCAUAUACCUGUGGGCUUCCAAUCCAGGGACACCAUACUUAAUCAUAAACCUGCCUUUCAGUUAUAUAUUUGCAACUAUUUAACACUCAUUGUGCUGCAUUCAUGUAAACAUUCAUAAAUCAAGGAGGCCUCACCAUAGUCCAAAGACAAUGAACUCAAAAACGUUUUCUCUAGUCCCUAAAUAAUAAUGGCACCAUGCAUAUUCCAUCAAAUCAUAAAGGCUAUAUUUAUAAAGAAUGGGCUUCGACACUCUCACACUGUGAUAGGAAGGUUUUUUUGGUGAAUCAACCCCUUGAACGUGGUCCCCCCCCACCAGGGAAAUAAAUCAAGUAGCUGUUUGCAAGGUUAAAUUUACCUCAGAUUACCUUUGGACACUUCUUCUUCAGGUUUAUCAUUGUAAGACAGAUUUUAUUUUCACAGUAAUUAUUUUCUAACAAACACAGAAACGUAUUAUUGUACAUUUAGAGAUUCCAAAACACAAUGCUUCUUCAUUUCUAACAUUCCUGACUGCACUGUGUAACUUUUUAUAGAUCAGUGUUGUCUGUAGACAUGGUAGCUAUCACACGAACCACUGUGUUUAACUGGCUUCUAUCCUCAGUCACCACUGUGCAAGAAUAGUGCUGCUCCUUACACCACACAUGACCAAAGUAGUUUGAACCACCUGAUUGGCUGACAUUUACAUCCUUAGAUGGCGAACUGUUGUCUGAUUACUUCAUUUCUAUACAUUUAUACAACCAGCCUUCCCUCUACAACAGUUAAUGUUACGUCCAUUUGUUUUUUAUGAACUCAUUGGCAAGUAGUCUUCCGACCAUGCUUCCAUCGUCGUGAUCAUGUACUCAGUCUUAACGGCAAACAAACUUGCAUGUUGUAGACAAGUGAGUUUACUUGAAUGGAAAUAUCCAUCAGGCUUUUUUAGUUGUGUCAUAUUGUCAAAGUUUUUGUAGCAUGUAGAAAGUUGUUCAUCAAGCAGAGGAACAACAGACAGGGUGCUUUUAAUUCCAGUGCUCUGGCUGUAAUCUGAACAUCACUUUGUCCUUUGUUUACAUCAUCAUGGCCUCAGAGGGAAGCUCUCCAUUUAAUGAGGCCAUCAGGUUGGGAUGUGGAUAAAGACUAUUCCUGUAACCACUUAGGUUUUGGAGCAGCUCCACUGUGAAUCCAUCAGAAAUGCUUGUCUCUAAAUCUGACAUGGUUUGUGUUGGAACUUAAAUGCUGUACCUGAUGUUGUUAGAAUAGUUUUGAUGAAGUGAGAGAUGGCUAGCACUGACCUGAUAUUUGCUUUGACUACAUGUAGCUUUAUCAUGUACAGAGCUUUAUUUCUCUCACUGGUUUAUUUACACUGUGGAUAUAAAAAAGGUCUGGCCACUGUAGAGCUUACUGUGUGUUAUGUUGUUAAAUAAGUAGCAUAUUGUCUGCUUUGGUCUGUGUAAGCUUUGUUCAAGCCUUCAUGCUGUGCAAUACCAGAAAGUAUUUGUUAUUCAGACUGAGACUACUGAUGUGGAUACAGAGAGAUGCAUCAAUACCAAUCAGUCACUGCCAACACAGAUUGUGCUUUUUUAGAUUUUAACAUUUGGCUGAGACAAAGUCGGUACAAGAUUUUCUCUCUUUAGUCAACAAUGUCCAGUUUGGGAUUGCGUGACGCAAAUGACCGUCUGAAUAUGAUGCUUUUUCCAUGUUUCAUUACAUGUGACUCUUUGGUUUAAGUUUCCAAAAAACUGUAAGAUACCAGUGCUCAGUUUUAGUCUGGUAUCUUCCACACUUCUCUUGUUAUUGGUGCAUCCCUACCAUAAAGGAAAUGAAGGGCUUCUGGUCAAUUAGAUUUUCACCUCGGUGUAUACAUAACUUUUUGCAUCAAAACUCACUAAUAUAUACUGUAGAUGUGUAUGCAAAUGUGUUAAUGUUUCAUAUUGAAUGUCUUCCUAUUACUGUUAUAUGUCAUGUGUAUUUUGAAGCAUCUUAAAAGCAGAAUUUAGAGAUGCAAAUGCUGAAGGUUUGUUAUCUGAUGAUCCUGGGAAGUUGGAAGAUAGAAUAUGAGCCCAAACCUACUGAAAUCCUAAAGCACACUUACUAUUAAAUUUAAUGGUCAAAAAUUUAAACAUAAUUUAAAAUAAGGCUGCUUGUUAAAUUGGUAUUACCACUAAAUGUUUUAUACAUCCGUGAGAUGUUGCAGAAUUUUCCCUGAAAUAUGAAAUAUGUAUCAACAUGUGAGCAGUGUAUCUGAAUGAAAUGAAUACAUGUGCACAGCUACAGGUGUACACUGCCUUACUAAAAUAUGAGUUUACUUGACGUGAAGCAAAGCUGGAAAGAUGCAAGUGCUUGUUUGUUAAGAAGUAAGGUGAUAGUAGAAGGAUGAGAAGAUGUGGAUGCAAGACAAUGACAAAGGCAUAUGUGCCUUGGCAAGAUAGUGAAGGUGAGAUGCACUUUGGUGUUUGAUAACUUUUAUCAUGAGCGACUUAUGAUUGUAGCAGAAUUAGUCAAAGCAGGCCUAAUGCACUUUGAGUGAAAAGAAGGAAAGGGCCAGGAUUGCAGGUCACAAUAUAUGUAUGAAAGCUUUUCCUGUGAAUAGCUACUAACCAAGAUGUUUUCCAUUCUUUGUCAUAUUUUAUAUCUCUUUUCUCUCACUGUGGACAGCCUAAUUCACUUCUGUCUUAUUAAUAACCAUUGUAUGCCACUGAAUACAUUUCAGUGAGGUUUCUUUUUGGCUUUGCAAAUCCUAUGCAACCCUCUUUGUGUUGUAACAUCUGCAGUCAACUUAAUGUGUGUAAUAUGUUAAUUUGUACUGUGUGCUGUCUAUUUUAUUCUCUUUUUGCAGUGAAUGUUAACCAUGUCUGCAUGUACAGCAGUAACAUACCUUUAUUUUUAUGUUACGUUUUUAAUGUAACCUAUAUUUUGUUAAAACAAUGGUUAAUAAAGGCAUUUGUGAUGGAAACCAAA